Molecule: messenger RNA, 4050 nt
Organism: Salarias fasciatus (jewelled blenny)
Lineage: Eukaryota; Metazoa; Chordata; Actinopteri; Blenniiformes; Blenniidae
Gene: marveld2b
Product: MARVEL domain containing 2b
Exons: 7
Coding region: 158-1930 (590 amino acids)
Biological process (GO): bicellular tight junction assembly
Cellular component (GO): apical plasma membrane; bicellular tight junction; cytoplasmic vesicle
Source: RefSeq, a predicted model, not a curated record
GGACAGGUGAGUUUGGAGGCUCUCAGGUAACCUUUCCGCGGCGAGUCGCUGCUGGGCGGCCCGGCUGAGCGUGCACCGGUGUGGGAGGACAGAAAGAGGCUGCCAGGCGGAGGAAACACGGAGGCACUUCAGCAGUGAGCAGAGAGUCCUGGUCUCCAUGUCUUCAGGAGCAGCUGGUUCCGUCUCCAGGUUCGACCGGGUCAGGGAGUUCCCAAUCUAUGACCAGGUCCCUGCGGGCUCCCUGGGGCGGGGCUCGGACUUCUUCCCGCCUCCACCCCCACCCAACCUGCAGGGGACGGUGCCGGCAGUCAGCCUGGACCCCCUCCCUCCACCCCCUCUGCCCGAGCAUCCGGCUGUUGGGCCAGAGUCCUUCUACCCCCCCAGUGACGAUGAGCCGGUGGAACCCGACACUGAUGCCAUGGACAUCAAACCGGUCCGCCGCUUUAUCCCAGACUCAGUCAAGAACUUUUUCCGUGGCAACAGCGGCAACCGUGGCAGCAACGGUUGGUCCGCUCCUUCUUCUCAGUCCCCCGCUCCCUCGUCCACGAAGGGCGCCACCACAGGAGGAAUCCCCUGCUCCCCGCCUCACUCGGCCCCCCCGUCCCCGUCCCUUCCUGGGUCGUAUCGGGACCCUUAUGGAGGCUCUGGGGGCAGCUACACAUCCCAAAAGGAGAGAGACGCUCUGCUGCUGGGCGCCGAAGCCCUGGACUCCGCCUCUGCUGUGCCCACCAACCUGUCGGCGCAGACGUACCAGGAGAAGGUGGAGGAGUACCACCAGCGCUACGCCUACAUGAAGUCGUGGGCGGGGCUUCUGAGGAUCCUGGGCGGUGUGCAGCUGCUGCUUGGCGGCGCCGUGUUUGCCUGCGUCUGUGCUUACGUCCACAAGGACAAUGAGUGGUUCAACAUGUAUGGGUACUCCCAGCCGCAGCUGUAUGGAGGACUGGGCGGGGGCGUGGGCGGGUAUGGGGGCAGUUACUACUCCGGCCCCAAGACGCCCUUCGUGCUGGUGGUGGCCGGCGUGGCGUGGAUAGUGACCGUCAUUCUGGUGGUUCUUGGCAUGACCCUCUACUACAGAGCCAUCCUCCUGGACUCGUCCUGGUGGCCCCUCACCGAGUGCUGCAUCAACCUGGUGCUGGCUGUGCUGUACCUGUCAGCGGGGGUGGUCUACGUCAGGGACACCAAUCGGGGGGGCCUCUGUAACACGCCAGUCUUCAAUAACGGGGUGAACGGAGCCUUCUGUCGCACCGAAGCUGGCCAGACGGCGGCCAUCGUCUUCAUCUUCAUCAACAUGGUGCUGUACUUCAUCAGCGCCGCAGUCUGCUUGAAGCUGUGGAGGCACGAGGCGGCUCGGAUGAGGAGGGAGGGGCUCGCAUAUGAGAUGAAAACUGUUGAGUCAUCAGUCCCACUGUCCAUGUUGGGUCCAGCCUCCAGAACCUCUGACCCCACUCCGCCCCCCACCCUGCAGCCGGACAUCAUGGACGCCGCUGCCCACCGAGUCAACGCCACUAUGAUGACACCGGAGCCAGAGAUACUGCGAGGUCACAUCCCGGCCGGACACAUCCCCAAACCUGUCAUCAUCGCCGACUACGUGGCAAAGUACCCCAGCAUCCGCACAGAGGAGGAGAAGGACCGAUACAAGGCCGUGUUCAACGACCAGCACGCCGAAUACAAGGAGCUGCACGCUGAGGUUCAGGCCAUGGCCAAGAAGUUUGAGGAGAUGGACGAGAUGAUGAAGAACCUUCCCGCACGGCCUUCCAGUCAGAUGGAGAAAGAGCGGAUCAAUAACAUUUUGUUGGAAUAUCAGAGGAAGAAAGCUGACCCCACAUAUCUGGAGAAAAGGGAGAGGUGUGAGUAUCUGAAGAACAAACUGUCCCAUAUCAAGCAGAAGAUUCAGGAGUACAACAACAGCACCAACUGGAAUGACAGCUAAAGGCUAACAGCGAGCAGCUCGCCCUGCGUGUAGGAAACACGAGUCAAGUGUUUGGGUCAAAGAAUGGCGGUCAGGUCUGACUGUAAAUAUGUAAGCAACAGUAAUGUUUCAUGUACGUAGCGUGUGUGUAUGCAGACAACACCAUGUUGUUCGGCUGCCAUUGCUGGUGUUUACACUCGCUUCUUCAUGUAAAGAGUCUAAAACAGCUUUUCUUUAGUUUUUCUUUUUUUAAACAUGGCAAAAAAUGAACUUUGCCUGACAAUCUAAUGCACAUGUUUUAAAAAAUAAAGUACACACCCGCUUCUUCAGUGCACAGAUGUUUUGUACGAUGCAUGCAGGGUCACUAAAGCAAGAGUAAUUCUGAUUUUCAUGAUGCUUCAAUAUGUUUUCUAUAUCUGUAUAUAUUCAGUUCAAGGUUUUUUUUUUAAUUCCUGUGUGUUUUUAUUGACAUUGUCUGACUUUUACAUUUACUUUUUUGUGGAUUUUAUAGUUUGUUCUGUUUCAUGCCAAUGAAAAUCUUUUGUAGAAAAACUGAUGGUGUCCCUUGGAUUUUUGUUUGCUUUGGGUUUUGUUUUGAAUUGAGGGACAUUUUCAGGACAAUCUGAAGCAUGGUUGUGUGUUUAGGUGGUGUUUUGCAUGUAGCAGGUGGUGAAUGUUGUCUCUUCUUGUCUCCUCAUAUCCCACCUCAUUUCUGUCUUGUCUGCAUCCCAUUUCACAUCCUUUGUGGUCUUGUCCUUUUGUCUUUUCUCGUCUGAAUCACGUCACAGUCUUUGACCACAGUAUUUCUUGUACGGUGCUGUUUUCUUGUGUCACCGGUGCAAAUGUUUUCAGAGGUUCGUGUUUCUGUGAGUGCGAUGGCAGCUGUAACUGGAGUAGAGGCUGUGUUGAGGGUGUGGCUGCUCUCUCAGGUGUCUGCAGGUCCUGUUUUUGAGGGUCCUGGUGUGAACGGCAGGGACAGGGACUCUGUCAGCCUGGAGAUGGCCUGGAGCUCCCUCUGAGGCAACAUGUCGCCUCUCGGCUGGAUCUGUCAAAAUGGCUGCUGCAGCCUGGAGGACUGGUUUUGUCGGGUUGAGGUGUUUCUAUUGUCUGUUUGCGCGGUGUCAGGUUUUGUAACACUGAAGGUAUUUGUUUAGUUUUCCGCUCUGUGAUCUUACUCAGCAGGAAAACCGGAUAAACACGGAUUUAGUGCAGGAGCUUCAGAGCUAUUCUGCAGAUUUAAAAUAUGGUUCUCUUACUAAUGAGAAUUUUAGUUUGACACAGGUGAGAGAACUCUGAGGAAUGACACAUCCUCAGAUUUUACAUCAAAAACAUUAAAUUUAACCUGCGAAACAUCCAGUCAUCCAUAAAAGUGAAGCUAAAAUGGGAAAUGCAAAAUGAUGCAUAUUGCAUUUACAAAAAGCUAAAAAUGAAUAGAAAUAUGACAAGAAUCACCCAAAGUUAACCUAAAAUAUUACAAAGGAACUGAAAAACUUUGGAAAUGGGUUAUAAAAUGAUGCAAAGUGAAUAAAACAGCUCAUAUGGGCAUUCAUUUAAGAAACAAUCUAUAACCACAGUGAUCACGUUUAACCAUAAGUAAGAGAAGUAAAAAUGAUCAUAAUAAAGCACAUUGACCAGAAAGUCACCAAUGUUUAACAUGUAAAACUACAAAAUGAAAACAUUUCAGAUGCUUAUAAAACUGUGAUAAGGUGUUUUUUUAAGUCCCUCAGAUAAACAGUUUUUCCCUCUUCAUCUGCUAUCAUGUAAGCUGUGUUAAUGGUUUUCAUAAAUUAUAUAUAAUUAAAAAUCUCGAGAAAAUGUUCAGAAUUAUCAUUUCUGUUGUGUAAUAGAUCAACUCAAAAAUACGUUGUCGUUUCUUACUUAAAGUGGAAUAAAAAAAUUUCUCACAAUUAUCGUAAAAUUAUCGUCAAAAAUAAGAUUUUUUUUUUCCUGCUUUUUUGGGGGUGUUGAAUAUUUUGAAUAAGACUCAGCAAAACGAUCACAUCCUCAACAGUUAUCAGGAUUUUAACUCUUUCGAUGCCAGUUUGAUGACAUGAUGCUGAUGUAUCAGUAAAUAAUAAAUGCUGAUUUUUGAUUGAAAGAGCUUUGGAAGUUUGGAAAUUUGAUUUUCAUUAAAUCUGACA